AUGAGGUUCUUUCUUUCUCGACGUUGGAAGCCGAAUAAAUGGCCUUUCUACGUCUUGAUCCUCCUGGAGAUCCCAUUGACCAUCGCCCUGCUGGCACUGUUCGGCAUCGCCUCUCCAGACACUUACCGAACAAGGCUGUGGCAAGAUGGUGCAGAUAAUGGCUUCAACUCAAGCCCCUUGACAGGGCUAUAUGCCGCGGCCAAUUAUCGGCCCUAUACAACUCCUAAAGUCUGGUCACAAUUCAUAACUGACUACAAUGUCGCAAUCACCGUCCUCUCCAUGUUCAUCAUGCUUGUCAAGUCGAUCAUGUACAUGCUCCACGUUUUCCCACCCAUCCUCUCCGCAUUCGUUCACGCUGGACUCAUCAUCUUGUACACCGUCUCCGUGGACUACCAAGCCAGCAGUGACACCACCGAUCCGGAUCACCCUCAGCACGGCGCGCCCUGGUACAUCACCAAAUCCUGCAACGUGGCUCAUGACAAGAACAACAUCGGCUACUGUACACAAGCGAAGGCCAGCUUUGCAUGCACUUGCGCCAUGCUGGGCGUUUUUGUCACCUAUUUCGGCUUCGCGGCGUACUCGUGCUUCCCCAGUAAACAACAACGCGAAGAAUACGCCGAGAAGAAACGUCUCAAGGCCGAGCGCUGGGCGAAAUUUGAAACUUACCAGGACGAUGAGACGGGCGAGACCACUGUACAAAAGUACCCUGUUCCUGACACCCCAGGUAUUGUGAAUAGUCGACUGAACCCAAUGACUCCGCGAACACUUGCAUUCAACACGUUGGGUGGAACCAAGGAUCUUCCGCUGAGGAGCCACUUCAGCUCGCCGAACAUCCCAGGAAGUACCUCUCCAUCGUUCGCGAUUCGGAGUCCUGAUUUGCCUCGAAGCCCAAUGAGCCCGGGUUUUAUUCAGCGAGCCGGUACUGGCUCCGAGAGGGCCAAUGGCAAGUCCCCCGAGAUUGGCACAAGUCCGCAAGAAUCAGCUACGCCGCAGCUAUAUUUCCCUCCGCCGCCAAAGACGUCGAAGAAGUGA
Molecule: messenger RNA, 1032 nt
Organism: Cladophialophora psammophila CBS 110553
Lineage: Eukaryota; Fungi; Ascomycota; Eurotiomycetes; Chaetothyriales; Herpotrichiellaceae
Exons: 2
Coding region: 1-1032 (343 amino acids)
Source: RefSeq, a predicted model, not a curated record